AUGGGAGUAACAAAAAAACCUGACUUGAACGAUCCUGUAUUAAGAGCUAAAUUAGCUAAAGGUAUGGGUCAUAAUUAUUAUGGGGAACCCGCAUGGCCCAAUGAUCUUUUAUAUAUUUUUCCAGUAGUAAUUCUCGGUACUAUUGCUUGUAACGUGGGCUUAGCGGUUCUAGAACCUUCAAUGAUUGGUGAACCCGCGGAUCCAUUUGCAACUCCUUUGGAAAUAUUACCUGAAUGGUAUUUCUUUCCUGUAUUUCAAAUACUUCGUACAGUACCUAACAAGUUAUUGGGUGUUCUUUUAAUGGUUUCAGUACCCGCGGGAUUAUUAACAGUACCGUUUUUGGAAAAUGUUAAUAAAUUCCAAAAUCCAUUUCGUCGUCCAGUAGCGACAACCGUUUUUUUGAUUGGUACUGCAGUAGCCCUUUGGUUGGGUAUUGGAGCAACAUUACCGAUUGAUAAAUCCCUAACUUUAGGUCUUUUUUAA
This is a messenger RNA of Gossypium arboreum, 483 nucleotides long. The record is from the annotation of a RefSeq genome assembly. Lineage: Eukaryota; Viridiplantae; Streptophyta; Magnoliopsida; Malvales; Malvaceae.